GUGUUUGUAUAAUACACCUUUUCGGUAAGUUUCUUGUUAGCGGUGCUCGCCUAAUGUCGACGCCUGCUCGAAGAAGAUUGCUUCGUGAUUUUAAAAAAUUACAGGAGGAUCCACCUGUAGGAGUAAGUGGAGCACCAAGCGAAAACAAUAUAUUACUGUGGAACGCUGUCAUUUUCGGUCCCUCUGAAACUCCUUUUGAAGAUGGAACUUUCAAGUUAACUAUCGAAUUUUCAGAAAAUUAUCCUAAUAAAGCACCGAAUGUUCGGUUUGUGUCGGCCAUGUUUCAUCCAAACGUUUACGCGGACGGAGCAAUAUGCCUUGAUAUUCUACAAAACCGCUGGAGUCCCACUUACGACGUUGCCGCCAUUUUGACUUCCAUUCAAUCUCUUCUAGAUGAACCCAACCCAAACAGUCCCGCAAACGCAACAGCGGCUAAGCUGUACUCUGACAAUCGGAAGGAGUACGAAAGAAGAGUUCGAGCUAUUGUGGAAAAAAGUUGGGCUGAAUAAAGCUGGU
Molecule: messenger RNA, 516 nt
Organism: Zophobas morio
Lineage: Eukaryota; Metazoa; Arthropoda; Insecta; Coleoptera; Tenebrionidae
Product: ubiquitin-conjugating enzyme E2 A-like
Exons: 5
Coding region: 54-509 (151 amino acids)
Biological process (GO): DNA repair; protein polyubiquitination; proteasome-mediated ubiquitin-dependent protein catabolic process
Cellular component (GO): HULC complex
Molecular function (GO): ubiquitin conjugating enzyme activity
Source: RefSeq, a predicted model, not a curated record